This is a messenger RNA of Huiozyma naganishii CBS 8797, 2397 nucleotides long. RefSeq names its product glucose sensor (gene SNF3). Lineage: Eukaryota; Fungi; Ascomycota; Saccharomycetes; Saccharomycetales; Saccharomycetaceae. Gene Ontology annotation, cellular component: membrane. The transcript has a single exon. Gene Ontology annotation, molecular function: carbohydrate:proton symporter activity. Gene Ontology annotation, biological process: carbohydrate transport; transmembrane transport. Bases 1 to 2397 code for a protein of 798 amino acids. The record is from RefSeq and is a predicted model, not a curated record.
AUGGAUGGAGAACGAAAUAGUAGUGAUGAGAACCAUACUGUUGAACCGUCUUCCACUUCAGAUAGUGAGAGCACACCAAGGCUGCAAAAGAAGGCUGGCCUGUUUGACACAGCAAUUAGGAAGCUUAGCAAUAGCCUGCUUGUGCGACGGAAAAGAUCGGCAAAUGUGGAGCCUAAAUCCGAGGAAAGUGCGGCGCAAUCAAAUACAAUACAGUCAAUAGUGGGGGCAGCUGCAUCUCUGGACACGUAUGUUAACGGUUCAGAGACAUCUGCGGUCGGUGAUAACGAUCAGGUUACCCUGGAUGCUGCGUCGUUACUAUUUAGUGAGCCGCCAAGAAAACAAUCCAACAUGAUGUCGCUGCUGGUCGGGAUAUUUGUUGCUGUUGGCGGGUUUCUGUUUGGCUACGAUACCGGGUUGAUCAACAGCAUAGCAGAGAUGAACUACGUCAAGGAACACCUGACACCGAAUCGCAACGCAUUCACAACAAAGGAAAUGGCCAUCGUUGUGUCGUUCUUGUCGAUGGGCACGUUCGUGGGGGCUUUAAUGGCACCAUUUUUGUCCGACUCGUGGGGAAGGAAAAAGACUAUAAUUGCCAGUACUGUUGUUAUAUUCUCAGUUGGGAACUCGCUCCAGGUCGGUGCGGCAAGUAUGACCUUGCUGGUCGUCGGUAGAGUUGUUUCAGGGCUGGCUAUAGGGGUUAUAUCGGCAGUGGUUCCGCUGUACCAAGCAGAAGCAGCAAAAAAGGAGCUAAGAGGUGCCAUUAUUUCCACAUAUCAGUGGGCAAUCACUUGGGGAUUACUUGUGUCGAGUGCAAUAUCACAGGGUACUUACAAAAGAAAUGACCCCUCCUCGUAUCGAAUCCCUAUUGGGUUACAAUACGUCUGGUCCACAAUCCUGGCUGUUGGCAUGUGCUUUCUGCCGGAAAGUCCAAGAUACUUUGUUUUAAAGGAUGAUCUUGAUUGUGCAGCCAAGUCUUUGGCGUUUCUGAGGGGAGUCCCCGUGCAUGAUUCGGGAUUGCUGGAAGAACUUGUAGAGAUCAAAGCUACAUUCGACUACGAGCGGUCCAUUGGUUCGUCCUCCUUCUUAGACUGCUUCAUUUCGAGUAAAAAACGACCUAAGCAGACUUUGAGAAUGUUUACUGGGAUUGCCAUCCAGGCAUUUCAACAGUUUUCAGGCAUCAAUUUCAUAUUCUACUAUGGAAUCAACUUUUUCAGGAAAUCUGGGAUACAAAACAGUUAUAUCAUCUCUUUUAUCACGUACGCGGUAAACGUUGCUUUUAGUAUCCCGGGAUUGUUUCUAGUAGAUCACCUGGGUAGGAGAAAGGUUUUGAUAUACGGUGGUAUCGGCAUGACUGUAUCCAACUUUAUAGUUGCCAUCGUUGGAGUUUCCACCAAUUCUGUUGUUUCGAGCAAUGUAACGAUAGCGUUUAUCUGUGUCUUUAUUGCAUCUUUCUCCGCCACCUGGGGCGGUGCUGUGUGGGUUAUUUCUGCUGAAUUGUACUCGCUUGGUGUCAGAGCAAAAUGCACCGCUAUAUGCGCAGCUUCCAACUGGCUUGUAAACUUCGCAUGUGCCUUUAUGACACCGUACAUUGUGAACAGACGAACAAAAGACUCGUCGAGCAUGGGGGCCAAAAUUUAUUUUAUUUGGGGUAGUCUGAAUGCAUUGGGGCUAUUGGUUGUUUACUUGACAGUUUACGAAACCAAGGGGCUACGGCUGGAGCAGAUUGACGAGCUGUAUAAAAACAGUCCGAAUAGUCGUGCCUCUACCAAAUGGAAUAAGAUUAUUAGGGGGCAGGGUCCGUUAAAUAAAAUAUUUGAAAUGAGUUCGGGGGACAGUAGUGAAACAAAUACACCGGGGGCAAGUUUGAAUGAGACAAAUACGUCAAAAUAUCAAAACCAAUCACACAUAAAUGAGACCGGCUUUACCAUGGAUGAUUUAUCCAGGUAUGAGGUAGGAAAUGAAGAUCGUUCUGUGCCUUUGGUCACAGCCGCCCCAUCUAGUCCAACAGUUGUGGAUACGGCCACGACCCUAACAUCAGCGGAACAGUUACCGAGAAUGAACAGUACGUCUAUUUCGCUUGUACAAAGCUCGGUGCCUAGCACCAGUAAUUUUAUCGACUUGGGGAAUGGACUACGUUUGAAUACGUAUCGGAGGGGACCUCCUUCUAUUUCCAGUGAAUCCAAUGAGGAUGAGGGCAGUUUGCAAGAAUACGAUGGACCCAUCCUCACUCCACAUAGUAGCGACUAUCGGCAUCACAUGGAUAUGAUCAAUGGGUACCUAUCGCACACUGUGGAUCAGUCUAGCAAUUCCAACAGUCAGUUGUCUUCGAAUGGAACUCACAUAUUUAUGGACAAUGGCCUAAGUCUUCCGUUGCGGAGCAGUCACCCCCAAUACUGA